Macrosiphum euphorbiae (potato aphid) is the source of this 1653-nucleotide messenger RNA. NCBI's taxonomy places the organism in Eukaryota, Metazoa, Arthropoda, Insecta, Hemiptera, Aphididae. The record is from the annotation of a GenBank genome assembly.
AUGGGACCGAUUCCAGUGGAUCGUAUUAUAAGCAUAAGCAGUGAAGACCAUGCACACAAAGCUGAGAACAUACUUAACGUCUCAGAUUCACAUCAAACGUGGCGUUGUAAAUCAGGUGAAAAACAAGCUACAGUCAUUCUUCAAUUUUUGAAACCGUCUGUCAUUAGUUCUAUUGACGUUGGAAAUGAUAAUUCUGCUUUUGUAGAAAUAUUUGUAGGAAAAUCUACUUCUGACGAAUUUCAAGUACUAUUGGUAACUUCUUCUUUGAUGACAUUGCAUGAAUGUAAAAAUGGAUUAAAUGUAAAUAAAGUCCGUUUCUUUGACACCGAUCACUUAUCUUUGGCAUCUAAGGAAUCAUGGGAUAGAGUAAAAAUUGUGUGUACACAACCAUACAUUAAACAGAGCAAAUAUGGUUUAUCAUUUGUAACAUUUCAUUCUAAAGAUAUACCACAAAAAGAGCCUAUCCAAUCUCAGUCUAUUCAGUUAGGAUCAUUUACAUUAAGAAACGAUGAUGAGUCUGAUGAUAUUUCAUCUGCUGGUCGAUUAUUUUCCAAGCGUAAUGAAAAUAAAGAUGUUGUGAGGAUGCCAGAAUCUCCAGUUAAUCGUCUACUUGCAAUACAUAAAAAAAACUUGGAAACGGGAAAACAUAAAAAUGCUAAUUCUACAAAUAUUAAUAUUCAAACACCUUUAAUGAAUCAAGUGAACUCCAAAUCUCCAAAAGAUUCUGUAAAACCAAAAAACAUUGAUUUAAAUGUUAAAAAAAAUAACACAAUUACAAUGACAGCUGUUAAAAAUACAGAGGUUAAAAAGAAAGAAUCAAGUCCAUCAUCAUCACUUUUGCAACCUUCCAGAAAAAAAAUUAAAUUAAUGAAAAACCCAUUACCAGCAACAAAACCGUUCAGCGAAUUAUUGAACAAUGUUGUAUUUGUAAUGAGUGGUUAUGAAAAUCCAUAUCGUAGUAACAUACGUUCAAAAGCUUUGGAAAUGGGUGCCAAAUACAAACAUAAUUGGGAUCUAUCAUGCACACAUCUAAUAUGUGCUUUUAUAAAUACUCCGAAGUAUCAUGAAUGUAAAAGACAAGGAACCUAUCGUAUAGUAAAAAGUGAUUGGAUUGAUAAAUGUCAUUCAAAUAGAUGUCGAUUUCCGUGGAGAAGGUACGCUUUGGAUAAAUGGGAACAAAAUAAACCUGAGAGUGAAGAUGAAAUAUGUGCACAUACAGAUUCAGUUGAAACUGAUGAUAGUGAUGAUGAAUGGAAUAGUGUUUCUGCUAAGCCUAUACCCUCAACAUCACAAUCUAAUAGUUCUGAAAAUCGGCAAAAUACAAUAACAACAUCACUAUAUGAUUUAGAUACUGACAUUGAUUCAGAUUUAGAUAUUCCUAAAGAUAUAUUGGCUGAUGAAAGCAUUGUACCAUUGCCAUUUAUAGAUGAUAUAUUUCGUGAUUGUUCAUUUUACUUAUCUAGCAGUUUAAAACCUUUGCUAAAACAAGAAUGUCAUCGCUACAUUAUAGCACUUGAGGGAAAAUUCAGUGAAAAGGAUAAAUGUGAUUAUAUUGUUUCAACUGAUACAAAUGAUUUACAGUUUAAGAAUUCUGUUACUCCACAGUGGAUUUGGGAUUGUUAUGAUGCAAGAAAAAUAUUACCGUUAAUAUAA